AUGGAAAACGAGAACAUUUCUGAUCUGAGAGAAGAAAGUGGAGUCACGAAUCAAGAUUCUCAAAGUCUUGAUCUUGAAGCUGUUCAAGCGACAUCAGAAAUGAACAAAUCCACAAUGGAAGAUAAGCAUAAGGGCAGUGGAUCGAUCUUGACUGAAGAAAUUAUGGGUCAUGACCAGCGUACUGGUUUGGUGGUUGAGAAAGAAGAAAGCCCAAAAAUGAGUGGGGUUUUGCUGGGUAAGACUGAAGGGUUGAAAAGCGAAGAAGAAGAAGAGGCUGUGAAAGCGAAGUUCUUGAAUGAAAAAUUGGUGGGUUGCGAUGAGAUUGUGGGUUUGAGAACUGGGUCAGUGUGUGGACAAAAGAACAGGACUGAAGAUGGGAAUGGGGUAGUUGCUGAUCAGCAAGGCCUCAAUCUUCCUCUUGAUUCUGAAAUUACUGAUUCAGAAUUGAGGCAUUCUUGUAGUUCUGAAGGAGAUGGGAAAAAUAUUGUGGGUUCGGAUGAGAUUGCGAAAGAAGAGGUUGUGAAAUCAGUGUUCUUGAAUGAAAAAGUGGUGGGUUCGGAUGAGAUUGUGGGUUCAGCAAAGACUGAAAAUGGGAAAGGGGUAGUUAUUGAUCAGCAAGACCUCAAUAAUCUUGUUCCUGAAAUUGCUGAGAAAGAACAGAUUGGUUCUGGUUCAGGGUCGAGUUUAUGUUGUAGUGAAGGAGUUACAGAUCAAUAUUUGAAGUUUGUAAUGAGAGCAGAUGACGUGACAUUAGGAGAGGCUGAUGAAUCCAAUCAAGAAUGGAGGAAUUUCAAAGAGGCUAUCAUGAGAGCAGAUCAGCUGGACCUAGAGUCUAUUGGCCUAAAGAUUGAACGUCGGGUGCAAGCUUCGGUUGAGGACGUGGUGAAAAGAUAUCCCCAGAUGAAUUCAAUGACAAUGUCUCUCUCUAUAGGUGACGGCAAGAAAAUUCUGGAGAGGAGAGAUGUUUCUGGAUUGGAAGCUGAUCGAGCAGCUAUGCUGAGAGAAUCUGGAGAGCAAAGAAAGAUGCAGGCAUUAAAGGCCUAUUCUGAAUCUCAACUUUCUGAUAUGGAAGGUAAACUUGGUGCUAUUAAGGAAGCAGAAGUUGAUAAUGGGAAGACUAUUGCUGAACUUGAAGAAGAAACAAAAACUGAAGUUGAGAAGGAAAACAGUGCGAUUCAUGAAUUGCAGGAACUAGUUAUCGUGGAAGAAUCAAAAGAGACUGAGUUGAAAAUGGAGAUGCCAUCAAAGGCCCCAGGCUGCUGA
Messenger RNA from Prunus armeniaca (apricot), 1263 nucleotides. NCBI's taxonomy places the organism in Eukaryota, Viridiplantae, Streptophyta, Magnoliopsida, Rosales, Rosaceae. The record is from the annotation of a GenBank genome assembly.